This is a messenger RNA of Symbiodinium natans, 645 nucleotides long. The record is from the annotation of a GenBank genome assembly. Lineage: Eukaryota; Dinophyceae; Suessiales; Symbiodiniaceae.
AUGUGGUCGUGUCUCGGGAUUUGGUUCUGGGGCUGCGUUGUCUUCCUCGUGGUGCAGACCAUGUUUGCCGUGAUACUCGUUGAGCUAGUUCAUCCUGUCCUACUUUCGCAGGAGGGCAUCUCCCAUGAUUGCCCUGAAUGCUUAAGGCACUUCUCUUCGGUCUGGAAUGCGAACCUCUGGUUGUUCACGGCUGUUUUCUCCGACGGCUGGGUGCAUCAGGCCCCCAUCAUCAUCCAGGCAGCUCCAUGGACAAGUCAGAUCCUUGUUGGCUCCUUUAGCAUGAUGGGCUUUCUGGCGAUCAAGGUGGUAGCGGAGAUCGUUGCCGUCGUGCUUUCCAGGGGUGAUCACACGGCGAUUGAAAAGUGGGGAGUGCAAGAAGCCCCUGCUCCGGAGCCAGUUCAGACCAUGGAGCCUCGCAUUGGUACAGACCUCGACACAGACACAAAGCUCCUGCAAUUGCUCCUCGCCCGCUUCCAGCAGGACGACCUGGGGAGGGCGAGGCUGGAUGGGCUCGUAAAGGAGCUCCGCCAAGCUGGCGUGGGAGUGGCUCUGGGAGCUCAGCAUCCCGAGCACGUCGCUACCAAGGAUGCCCUUGAAACCACCAUAGGCAAAAGCGCAGAAGGUGAACGCGUGCAGGUGCUGUAA